Molecule: messenger RNA, 1349 nt
Organism: Punctularia strigosozonata HHB-11173 SS5
Lineage: Eukaryota; Fungi; Basidiomycota; Agaricomycetes; Corticiales; Punctulariaceae
Product: HlyIII-domain-containing protein
Exons: 10
Coding region: 336-1349 (337 amino acids)
Cellular component (GO): membrane
Molecular function (GO): signaling receptor activity
Source: RefSeq, a predicted model, not a curated record
GGGAAAACCCGAUCUUCGUGUGGAAUUAUGGUUCUAUGCGGAGUCGCUAAGGCCUUCCCCCGAUGGUAUCGAGAUUGAAGAAGGUUCAAUUCUGACUGUGAUAGCCAGGAGCCGUAGUUUAGGUUACCCACCGUAGCAUACAACGGUGCCGCGUUUCUUGCAGAACUCCCAUCCUUCGGAAAGUUCCGUGCCCCUGCCACUUCGCGGCGCGCCACGGAGAUAAUCAUGUGAACGCACAGGUCCUCUUGUCACUCACUUCGCGCUAGGUACACCUGGCACUCGCUUGUGUCUCUCUUUCACUCGGUCGUGGGGCUCUCUAGACUCAACCACACGGCAUGUCCGAGCUUCGUCGGAGGAACCGUGACCACAGUCUCGGACUCGAGGACAUCGGAGCCGAUGCGGCUUCGCCGCCCACCAACUCAGUCAACGGCAUCAGCGCCGAAGGUCUCGUGGGCGCCAUCCAGGAUCUCAGCGAGAGGGUCAGUCAUACGCUGACGUGGCACGAGCUGGAGGAAUGGCAGAAAGACAACGAGUACAUCACUGCGGGGUACCGAAGGGCACGAAACAGCCUAAGAGAAUGCUUGCGAUCUGUCUAUGCAUACCUCCACAAUGAAACUGUCAAUAUACACAGCCAUCUAUGGGGCGCAGUGCUGUUCGUGCUCAUCUUGUUCACCUUCAAUUCCAACCACAUAUCGCGCUACGAACUCUCCGCGGGAUGGCUAGAUCUGGGAGUUUUCACGGUGUUUCUGUCCUCGGCCGUGUUUUGCUUGAGCGCGAGCGCGUUUUAUCACAUGGUCGGCAGCCAUUCCGACGACUUUUCGACACGCUGUCGAGCAUUCGAUUACACGGGAAUUAUCGUGUUGACCGUGGGCUCGUUUUGGCCCGCAAUGUAUUACGCCUUCUUCUGCGCUCCACACCUCAGAACAUUCUACCUCACGGUGAUCACCGCUUGCGGCCUAGGUGCGGCGUUCUUCGUCCUAAACCCGGAGUACGGCAAGCCUACCCACCGUGGUGCCCGAACCAAGGCGAGUGUCUUCAUCGGUCUCGGAUUGAGCGGCGUCGUGCCGUCCGCUCACGCCUUGGCCAUCCACGGCGCCCACGAUUUGUGGCAUAAUCUGGGUUUCAGUUACCUCAUCGCCUCCGGCGCGCUGUAUAUCUUUGGGGCGCUGCUCUACGCCAACAGGAUCCCCGAAAGAUUCGCUCCCGGGAGAUUCGAUUAUUUUUUCGCCUCACACCAGCUAUUUCACUUGUGCGUCGUGCUCGCUGCGCUGGCGCACUACGGCGGCGUAUUGAAGGCGUUCGAUUACUGGCACGGACGGAACACGCUGCAGCCAUGCCUUUCAUCCUGA